AUGGGAUCUAAGCUCCGGACUUCGGAGGCGAAAGCUGCUAAUCUUUCCGAUGGCACCACAAACCAUCAGCCGCUCAGAUUCAGAGCUCAUGACAUGAAGAAGCCUCAUAUCACGGAGAUGCCUGUGACCUGGUCGAAUUGGUGGAAACACCUGGAUUGGCUCAGCAUAUAUUUCAUCAUUGUUGUACCCGUCUUAGGUCUUCUGGCUGCUACUCAGACUUCACUGCGGCUCUACACGGGCGUGUUCGCAGUCGUAUAUUAUGUGAUGACUGGCUCUGGAAUCACUGCUGGGUACCAUCGCCUUUGGGCGCAUUCUUGCUACAAAGCAACUCUUCCACUCAAGAUCUACCUAGCAGCUGCUGGAGCCGGCGCCGCCCAAGGCAGCAUCAGAUGGUGGUCGAGAGGUCACCGCGCUCAUCAUCGAUAUACAGACACACCGAAAGAUCCCUACUCUGUUGAGAAGGGAUUCUGGUACUCGCAUUUAGGCUGGAUGGUGUGGAAGCAGGACCCCAAAAGGAUCGGCCGAUCUGACAUAAGCGACUUGAAUGAGGAUCCAGUCGUUGUAUGGCAGCACAAACACUACAUCAAAUCGGUUCUGAUCAUGGCCCUGGUAGUCCCAACCCUUGUUUGUGGUCUAGGAUGGGGCGAUUGGGCUGGCGGGUUUGUAUAUGCUGGAAUAUUGCGUACCGCCUUUAUACAGCAGGCGACUUUCUGUGUCAAUUCGCUGGCUCACUGGCUCGGCGAACAACCAUUCGAUGAUCGCAACUCACCUCGCGACCAUGUCAUUACAGCACUUGUCACUCUUGGUGAAGGGUACCACAAUUUCCACCACGAGUUUCCAUCGGACUACCGUAAUGCUAUCGAGUGGUGGCAAUAUGAUCCUACGAAAUGGAUGAUCUGGACUUGGAAGAAAGUUGGACUCGCCUAUGAUCUGAAGCAGUUUCGUGCGAACGAGAUCGAGAAAGGUCGUCUUCAACAGCUACAAAAAAAGGUGGACCAAAAACGCGCCAAACUGGAUUGGGGCAUACCUAUCUCACAGCUUCCGGUAUUCAGCUGGGAAGAAUUCGUCGUCCAGGCAAGAAGCAACGGUCAAGCUCUUGUUGCAAUUGGAGGCGUGAUACACGACGUAGCUCCGUUCAUCAAAGAGCAUCCUGGUGGUAAAACACUCAUUUUGUCUGCUGUUGGAAAGGACGCUACUGCGAUCUUUAAUGGUGGAGUUUACCAGCAUUCGAAUGCAGCACAUAAUUUGUUGUCCACUAUGCGAGUCGGAGUUGUUCAUGGCGGCGGUGAGGUCGAGACCUGGAAGAAGACAAGAGCUGAAAAGGGUGCCGAUAAUGCUUGA
Aureobasidium subglaciale EXF-2481 is the source of this 1341-nucleotide messenger RNA. RefSeq lists its product as uncharacterized. The record is from RefSeq and is a predicted model, not a curated record. The transcript has 2 exons. Lineage: Eukaryota; Fungi; Ascomycota; Dothideomycetes; Dothideales; Saccotheciaceae. Gene Ontology annotation, cellular component: endoplasmic reticulum membrane. Gene Ontology annotation, molecular function: iron ion binding; stearoyl-CoA 9-desaturase activity; heme binding. The coding region runs from base 1 to 1341 and encodes 446 amino acids. Gene Ontology annotation, biological process: unsaturated fatty acid biosynthetic process.